AGUGUUUGUGGGGCUUCGAUCCUAUAAGCUAACAACCCAAAACCUGAUUUUUUUGUAGGCAGGAUACCAGCCUCUAUAGAUAAAAUUUUUUGGCGGGCUUUCGCUGCUGGAACAAGCAAUUCAGCCUUGCAGUCUGCGCUACCAAUGGAUAUGAGGACGGAGGCGAUUGGGAUCUGGAUGCGAAAUGGCACUCGCGCUGCUGCUUGCUUGAUCGUGAGCGUGCGAUCGACGGUGUUUGCCGAUUGGUGGUCGCAGAAUUGGGAGCAUAGACGACAAGUGCUCUAUCUCAUCGGACCCCAGAAUUAAUUGUCUCUGCUCCUUUCCCUCGGCGUUUUCUCGCCAACGCGUUUCCCUCGAUCAAGCGACCAAGCUUUUCACAAUGAAUCAGAGUUUUCCACAGUUUGAGACAACCUCACAGUUGGGUGGUAUUCCGAAAAGGAAGCUCUCUGGCCACGACUUCUACCGUCACGUCCUGGGCAACCCGAAAUACAUCGUGGCACCAAUGGUGGAACAAAGUGAGCUAGCUUGGCGCAUUCUCUCUCGUCGGCACGGUGCACAGGCCGUAUAUACCCCCAUGAUCAAUUCGAAACUGUUUACAAAUUCAAAUAAAAAAUACAUUCUCGAAAACUUUAACAUGGUUGAAGGCGAAGAAGGGGGCCCUCAUGAUCGACCUCUUGUUGUUCAAUUCUGUGGGAAUGACCCAAAUGCUUUGCUGGCGGCUGCCAAGCUCGUAGAAGGCCACUGUGAUGCCGUAGAUAUAAAUCUUGGAUGCCCACAAGAGAUAGCUCGGAGAGGGAAGUAUGGCGCGUUUCUUCAGGAUGAUUGGGCUCUUAUUUAUGAACUAAUCAAUACUCUACACCUCAAUCUCGAGGUGCCCGUGACUGCAAAAUUCGUGACGGUUGAGUACGCAAAGAUGCUCGAAAGCGCAGGGGCACAAGUCCUCACAUGCCAUGGCCGCAUACGUGAGCAGAGGGGUCAAAACUGCGGCUUAGCCGAUUGGUCUAAGAUACGCGCUGUCAAGGAGGCAGUAUCUGUGCCGGUCGUAGCCAAUGGGAAUAUUCUUUAUCACGAGGAUAUACACCGUUGCUUAGAAGAAACUGGCGCCGACGGUGUAAUGUCUGCAGAAGGAAAUCUCUAUAAUCCUGGUAUCUUUGACGAACGCGAUCCGAACCCACCUCAUGCUGACCUGGCUCUCGAAUAUUUGGACAUCGUUCACUCGCUCAACACUGUCACCUCUCCGGGAGCUAUUCGCAGCCAUUUAUUCAAGCUCUUGCGCCCAUCUCUAAGCUUGGAGCGGAAUCGUGAUCUUAGGGAUCACCUGGGGAAGAUCCAUGCGGACGAACGCGCAAGUCGGGGAUCUGAUAGUGCCGGUAUUGUUCGCCGACGCGAGGAUGGUUUACGGGAAAUACCGCAUUGGCUUGCUCAGCCGUAUAUCCGGCUAGUUGUAGUGCCAGUAGAGGAUCUCAAGAUCAAGGGAAGGACCAGCAAUUGA
Messenger RNA from Cantharellus anzutake, 1492 nucleotides. RefSeq lists its product as uncharacterized. Gene Ontology annotation, molecular function: flavin adenine dinucleotide binding; tRNA dihydrouridine synthase activity. The transcript has 8 exons. Bases 380 to 1492 code for a protein of 370 amino acids. Gene Ontology annotation, biological process: tRNA processing. NCBI's taxonomy places the organism in Eukaryota, Fungi, Basidiomycota, Agaricomycetes, Cantharellales, Hydnaceae. The record is from RefSeq and is a predicted model, not a curated record.